Messenger RNA from Williopsis jadinii, 2100 nucleotides. RefSeq lists its product as uncharacterized. Bases 153 to 2051 code for a protein of 632 amino acids. The record is from RefSeq and is a predicted model, not a curated record. Gene Ontology annotation, molecular function: protein binding. NCBI's taxonomy places the organism in Eukaryota, Fungi, Ascomycota, Saccharomycetes, Phaffomycetales, Wickerhamomycetaceae. The transcript has a single exon.
GGUGCGUUCAAAGGAAUAUCAGCUUUGAUAUUGCAGUGCCUGAGCUUUGGGAACUUUGUGCUUUUGGUGAUCUGUCGAGUACAUUCUGGUCUCCAUAGGUUGCUUGCUGUGGUGUGAAUUAGAGGAACAGAGAGAGAACAAAGCGUGCUGGAAUGAACAACAAUACUUCCACUGUGCGGUUAGGAGGAUUAUCAGCGGAGCAUACAAUGGAUGGCAAGACGUCUACCACUGGCGAAGCCACUGAUUCGAUGGAGCCCUUGGACCCAGAAACAUGUCCAUAUGGGUGCUGUGAGGUCCAGGGUCUUCCAGAGUUCAUCUUGAACGAAGGGUUGUUUAAGGGAGCGUGCUCUGAUAUCACGCUGCGGGCGUUUGAUAGUGAAUACAAACUGCACAAGUUGAUCCUCAGUCAGAGCGGAUACUUCCAUUCCUUGUUCACAGGUCCAUGGAGCGAUACUGACGAGAGCGUGCACGAGCUUGUGUUUGACCACGAUUCGUUCAUCACUAAGGAGGCCUUCGACCUUGCUAUCGGCUCGCUAUACGGCGCCACCAGGGUGAAGGCGAACACCAGCACAACUCCCUUGAACGUCAUCGCUAUUGCCCAGUACCUGGACAUUCCCCACCUGGUGUGCAGUGCUACCGAUAUGGUGGUCAAUGCGAUGGAUUUCAAGACAGUGGCACAGUUCACCUCCUUUGCAUUACAUAACAACUAUGGUAAAGCCAGUGAACGCAUAGUGGACUGCGCAAAGGGGUUCUUAUGCUCCAACGGUUGGCAAAGCGGUGUAAAGAGCUGGGAUGGGAUCCCAGUCAAGGUGAUUGCAUCAGUGCUAGGUGCCGACUGCUUCUUUGUUCCCUCUGAAUGGGAUAGGGCCAUCUUCAUAAUCAGGCUGAUCCAGAGAAGGAAAAUGGUAUCUAAGUCAGAAGAGGACGAAGAGGAUGAUGAUUUGGAGGCUUUGUUCCAGACUUUGAACAACAAGGUGUACUACUGUCACCUGACAGCAGAACAGCUACAUAAACUUGAGGGAAUGGUGGAUGGUGAAGGUGAACCUUUUAUAUAUCCAGAAGUGCUGAGAAAUGCAUUAUGGCAAAAAGUGCACCUCCAAGGCAAAGUGGCCAGCGCAGACAAUAAGUCUCAAGAGCUAGGAUUGUCUGUUACGUCCGAUAUAGCUCCAGAUGGGGUGACGAGCUGGUUUAUUCCGUCAAAGAAUGAAACUCUGUACGGUACGCCAGCUGUAUUGGAAUCAACAAUCAAGGAAACACACCAAAUAAUUAAAAACUUACCCUCCGGGAAGACCACUGAGAAACAUACAAACGAUGGGGUCUCUUCGAGUGCAGAGUCUACAGCUGCAUCGGUCUCUGAAGUUCAAUAUCAAGUGACGAAAAUACCACCAUUCAGAUUCUCCAUUGCCUUCUCCGGAGUGUCAGAAUUAGAAGCAGAUAAGAGGGUAUAUGCUAAGACUCUGUGGUAUGCUGGUUCGUAUUGGAACCUCUACAUUCAAAAGAUUCGCCAUAGAAAGGGCUAUCAAAUGGGUGUCUAUAUCCACAGAGCCUCAAGCUGUGCACCAUCGCGUUCAGGACUGUUGAACAAAGACGUUCUGGACCCGUCGAUGCUGGUUAACAUUGAUGACCUAAACGAGUAUGACGGGGACUACCAUGAGAAAAUUGACAACAUUCUUGUUGAUCUGGCCAACGUUGGCAUCUCAAGAAAUGGUGCAGAGUCUUCAUCUUCGUUGACAUCGACAGUGAUCUCUGGCAGGUUAAGCACGGAUGGAGUUGAAACUGAAGAAGACAAUAUCAGAGAACGUGACACUGACUCGUCGUUUUUAAGCUACGAGGAUGAUCGUGUGAAGACCUCUGUUUACUACAUCAUCUAUACGCCAUCUCGCAAAGUGACAAGCUCUUUGACGUGUUUCAUAUCAACCCCAGACUUGUUCAACAAAUCCCAGAGUUGGGGCUGGAAGAGUAGCAGUAUGUGUGCGUUCAACGAAGAUGGGACCUUGGCGGAGGGUCAGGACAAACUAUUGAAAUUCAUGGUUGUUUUAGGUAACACUUGAGUUGAUUUACGUGAUAUUUGGUUUCUUUCAAUAAAUAUAUGUGAUGUCU